AAAGAGAUGUUGAAGGAUGAGUUUGAUUUCAAUGCUUCGUUUUAGCCUGAGAAUAACAGGACUUUAUAAACUUGGGCAGUUUUCCUCUCAUUUCUGAACAAGCAGAAGGUUCCUGGCCCCAAACUGUUAUUUGUCGCUACAUUUAAAGGGGCAAGAAAGAUGUUUUUUUCUGGAGUCCUCAAUUAAGCUAUGAGUAAAUCCCCCCUUUUAGUAGACAGCGGAACUCCGCCCUCCACUUUUUCUUGUUACGUUACUGUAGGAAGUUAGCACAUUACUUUCGUUUUUCCUAGGCUUUCGUAUACUUCGUCUUGAGCGGUUGCCGUAAUUUAACUGUGGCAACACUUCCAGCAAGAAUGGCCAGUGGAACCAUAGUUGUCAUCCCCUCUAAUGGAGCAAACAUAAUCCAAAUGGCCCCUGGAUUGUCCGGUGUUGCUCUUCAGGCAUCUGGAGCAAUUCCAUAUCCUCAGUAUGGAGCUCAGCAACUUGGAAUUUCCACCAAUGCUCCUCAACAAGUUCCACAAAAGCGUCCUUUGGAGAGAUUCUUCAAUGCUGAGCCCAAAGUGCUUGGGGCCAUCCAGAUCGUGAUUGGGCUGAUCCACAUAGGCUUUGGGGCUAUCUCACUUUGUCUCAUUCCUUCUAACUAUCUUAACUUGUCUGGAAUUGGAGGUUACCCCUUUUGGGGAGGGAUAUUUUUCAUUUCUUCUGGAUCACUAUGUGUAUCAGCUGCGAACCGUCAAAAUCGUGCUUUGGUGAAAUCUAGUGUAGGAUUGAACAUCACAAGUGCUGUAAUGGCAUUAACUGGUAUCAUCCUGUACCUGUGUGAGAUGAUCUUCAAUAGUGCUUUUAUGAGAUAUUACCAUUACUAUGACAAUGACAGUUUACUUGAUGUUAUAGGGAGUCUACAGAAUAUCAGUGUUGGCCUCUCCAGUGUGUUGCUCUUGUUCAGCCUGCUGGAAUUUUGCAUCGCUGUUUCCCUGGCUCAUUUCGGCUGCCAGGCAACUUGCUAUAGUGAUGCCCAGCCAACGGUGCUUUUUGUGCCUUACCAAGUCAUCGGAGGUGGAGAAGUUGCAGCUGAACCAAAUAAUCCUCCACCAACUUAUGAUAACGUGAUUACCAAAUCUCAGUAAAACAAGAACACCAGGAAGGAAAUCUGAGAAUUGUUGGCAACAGGGGUUUCAGGAGUAGCAAUCCCAUGACCAUGUUUUUUUCAAGUCUGUUGUAACUUUGAAUGGUUACUAAAUGUCCAGUUGUAAUUUGAGAACUACAGCAACAUAAAGAGCAGCUACUAAAACUAUAUUUAUUGACAUAAACGCAGAGGUUUAAUAGCAAUGUAGUUAUACGGAUAGUCCUUGUUUGGCAACCACACUUGAAAUUGUCAAUCAUUAAGCAAAGUGGUUUCUAAGUGAAACCACGACUGUAUUUAUGUUCUUCAGCUUUCCUUUGCUUUACCAACCCUUAAAGGCGGUAAAUGUGAGGCUUGGUUGCUUUUCCAUCUUUGGUGUAAUUGUGAACUCUUUUUUAAUUAAGUUUUUUUAAUUUUUAAAUGUGUAUGUAUAUUAAAUACAUGAGCAGUAUCACUUCUGGGUAUUCGUUUUGAUACCCAACAAUAAUAAUAAAAUUAACAAUUGUGAUCACCUACAUUAAUCAUACUCCCAUCUUUCUAAUCACAUUAUAUAGAAUACAGUCAUCUUUCAACUUCCUCUCCUUUCUUGUAACUGCUGAUUUUAACAUGUUAUGUAACAACAUUUAUCGUAAUAUUUCCCCCAUCUAAUUUCUACCAUUGUAACAUUAUAAGUAUACAAUUAAAAUUGUUGACAUUAUAAUAUUUACUCCACCUUGUGCAUAAUUCCUCAUUUGGUUAUUCAAUAUCUUACUCAAUGUUAAUAACCAAAAUAACCUUAAUAAUAUUACUAUUGUAAUUAUUAUUACAACAGAGACAUUUUUCAACUUCUGAUCCUUCCCUUUACAUAUUAAUUUUAAAACUUUAUAUACAAGUAUACAUAACAAUAUUUUCCUCUUUCUAAUUCCUACCUCUAUUCUAAAUUUUAAUAACACUUAUCUUAUAUCGGUGCGUAUCCUAUUCCUACCCCUCAUCUCUCAUUCGUUUUAGUAUACCAAUUCUUACUGAUUUUUUAGCAUGCUUUCUAUAUUCCUCCUUUGAAGUCUUAUGCCUCCCUAUGUCAUUUUUUCAUGGACCAAGUAGUCUCUCUUCUACCUUUUCCCCUCACUGCCAAGACUUCACCAUAUCUAUAAGUGUCUCUGUCCUCACUUCAAGAAUGUCUUUCUGCUUUCUAUUCUCUCCUCUAUUUUCUGGGUUUCCUGUUCAUUUUUCAUUAUUAUUUGCUGAA
This is a messenger RNA of Ahaetulla prasina, 2348 nucleotides long. RefSeq names its product membrane-spanning 4-domains subfamily A member 15-like. NCBI's taxonomy places the organism in Eukaryota, Metazoa, Chordata, Lepidosauria, Squamata, Colubridae. Gene Ontology annotation, biological process: cell surface receptor signaling pathway. The coding region runs from base 354 to 1127 and encodes 257 amino acids. The record is from RefSeq and is a predicted model, not a curated record. The transcript has 7 exons. Gene Ontology annotation, cellular component: plasma membrane.